CUUCACUGACGCUGCCCAGAUCCCAUACGCUUUCUGUGCCUGUCUAGUAAUAACUGCAGAUUUUUUCAAAGCUUCUGCGUUGCCCUUCCAGCUAAGUAUUCGGUUUCUUUUACUGUCAUGAAUAGCAGUGGAGGCAAAGCCAGCAUGCCCGUUACAUUAGUCAUUCCCAGUGUGGUCCACAUGUCCCGGUAGCAAUACAGUAGUCUAACUAAACGAUACCGCGGUGCGGGCGCGCCGUCAAAGAUUUCGAAAGCCGAAACUCACCACUACAAGUCCGCCGUAAGUCGAUGCACAAGAGGAUGCUAUUCAAAAUGGACCACCGAGCCUUCACGAUACGGUUUAUCACGCUAGUAUUGGUGGCUUUACAAUGCAGUGUGCAAGGUCUAUAUUUUUCUAUCGCUAAAAGAACUCCACAGGCCUUUUCAGGUUUUGCUGAAGCAGAGCUGCCAUUCAGGGUGUUCAUUCGACGAGAGUUCAACAUGAUGGCUUUGGACUUUCCCUACCUGUCGAAUGGACACUGCGUGAAAGACAACGUUUUUGAACAUUGUUCUGUUGGAAAUGCAAGUCACUCUGUUAAGCUUAGCAACCCAUCCAAGGGAAACCUUCCCUUGGUCAGGAACCGCUGUGCACGAUAUGUUGAACAGGCUGAAGUGAAAAUGAUGUGGCACAAUGGCCUCUGUACCAGUGCUGAGAACUGUCGCUUGAAUUGUGAUGCAGAGUUUUCACAGCAUUAUAAGCACUUUACGAACUUAGCCAAGCCUGUGGUUUUCAAAGAGGAUUCAACUUUGAAGCUAUGGUGCUACAAAGGUCAGGAAUUGUACUUAGAAAGGUGUGGGUAUAACCCUUUUUUCAAGAGUGUGACACUCAAGUGUUUUCGCCAUAAUUGUGUUUCUAGAUACCCGCUGGAGAAAAAGCCAACACCAGAUCCAGUUCAUACUAUCCAGUUACUGCGCUAUAACCAGAGUGUCAUGGCCAACGUCAUCCGUCCAGACUUUUACGUGGAUUUCCCCGGCUACAGUUUCGACUUCUCCCACUGUGCUAUAAUCAAUGACGCUCAUGUGCUCCUGCGACUGACAAAAUUCCAACCUCAAGUCAGCGUGCGUAGUGUCAAGUUCACCCUGCAGGAGUCUGAGGCCAUCAUAAAGCACCUUGCCAACUGCUCGCGCAACACAACUUGCUCUAUGAACUGCACUACAGGGUUUUUCCAGGGCAACAUCGACUUAUUUGCACCAGACCAAACGCAGGCAUUUGAUAUUAAACCUCUUUGGCUGCAGGACUCAUCGACCCCUCUUGAUUCCCUUGGCAAUGUCUCUGAUUCCGGGCUCACAUUUCAAGUUCGGCUAGCUAAAGCACAACCUUUGAAUUAUUGGGGAUCUGGAAAAAUGCGGCUCAUCAGCAAAACAGACGCGGUUAUCCUUAAUUUGACACUAUGGGGCUCUAAGAUAAGAAACCCAGGCAGUAACUCAUCCAAAGUUCUACAGGAGAUUUCCCUAGCUAAUUCUUCAUGUACUCUGAGUGACUCCAGCCGCUACAAGUAUAGCUAUAGGUUCCAGGCCGAAUCUUUGGGUGUUUUGGACAGCGACGGUUACUUGGAGAUUCGACUUAAUCAUUUGGACAGCCUGGCUUUGAAAAACGUGUAUUCCAGUGGAGUGUGUAACGCGUCUGUUGGUCCCCCCGUCUGUUUGCUGGACUGUGAGGCUGGCAUUGUCACCUAUAACCAGACCACCGUCUACCCAGCUUUCAGCUUGGUGUUAUACCCCUUUCAACCAGCGGUAGAUGAGAUUGUACUGCAGCAGCCUUUGUAUGAAUAUCCAGUUCAUACUAUCCAGUUACUGCGCUAUAACCAGAUUGUCAUGGCCAACGUCAUCCGUCCAGACUUUUACGUGGAUUACCCCGGCUACAGUUUCGACUUCUCCCACUGUGCUAUAAUCAAUGACGCUCAUGUGCUCCUGCGACUGACAAAAUUCCAACCUCAAGUCAGCGUGCGUAGUGUCAAGUUCACCCUGCAGGAGUCUGAGGCCAUCAUAAAGCACCUUGCCAACUGCUCGCGCAACACAACUUGCUCUAUGAACUGCACUACAGGGUUUUUCCAGGGCACCAUCGACUUAUUUGCACCAGACAAAACGCAAGCAUUUGAUAUUAAACCUCUUUGGCUGCAGGACUCAUCGACCCCUCUUGAUUCCCUUGGCAAUGUCUCUGAUUCCGGGCUCACAUAUCAAGUUCGGCUAGCUAAAGCACAACCUUUGAAUUCUGAGCCCAUCUCUACUCCGCCGCCUACACCAUCAAUGUUUGCUCUGCAGUCAGGGACAAUUCUUUAG
Sycon ciliatum is the source of this 2318-nucleotide messenger RNA. RefSeq lists its product as uncharacterized. NCBI's taxonomy places the organism in Eukaryota, Metazoa, Porifera, Calcarea, Leucosolenida, Sycettidae. The coding region runs from base 288 to 2318 and encodes 676 amino acids. The transcript has 14 exons. The record is from RefSeq and is a predicted model, not a curated record.